CUUUUAAUGUUCGUUUAUUUUUCUCACAUGUUUUUAAAUUGUUUCGGUUUUUUUUUCUAUUUUUUUUUGCUGGUUGAUUGUUUUUUUCUUCUCUUGUUAAUUAUGGUUGAUUAUUCUUUAAAAGUUAUCGGUGGUCAUAAUUUUACUCAGAAAAAGUGUAUAUUCUCUUUGGAUGGAAAACUAUUAUUAGCUGUUGCCGAUAAUCUAAUUAGGAUCUAUGUUGUCUCUGAGGGUUCACCUUAUGGUACACUUACUCUUGAAAUUGAUAAUCUAAAUUCAAGAUCAUCUAUUAAACAUGAAGAGAUAACCAACAUUAUUCUUGAUCCUCUUUUACCUGAUUCAUCGGUGAUCAGUUUCUCCAAGACUGGAAAGAUAACUUUCUGGAAUUAUAUUAGUGUAACCAAGACAAGAGAAUAUAAUAUUUACACUUCUCUCUAUCCCGAUCCACCAUAUCCUCUGACUCUCCUUUAUGGAAUGAUAAUUAAACCUGAUAAUGAUAAUUGUUCACCUUCUGAUUUGACAAUUUACCAUGCGACCAUGUGUGGUGAAUCUGGUUUCAUUUAUUAUACGACAAUUGGACAGAUUGAAAAAGCCAAUGAAGAGAAUGCUAAAAAUGCGGAAUCAACUAAAUCGAUUGAUAAAUCAGCUAAAAAGAUCAAAAGUAAAGGUAACAAUCGUAAUCAAGCAACAAUGGAUAAAUUGAAAGCCUCUGCUACAAAUAUAAGAUAUGAUUCAUCUCGAGCUUUAAAUGGAAUCGCUAUUGGAGGAAGGAAUAAAUUUCUUGCCACAAUUGAUGGAAAUUUUAUCAAUAUAAUUAAUCUUCCCUAUUCACCUUCUACCGGGGGUAUUUCUCAUAAACAGACUCGUAAUUUCUUUACCUGUUUAACUGCCCAUCCGAAAGAAAUGCUUCUUGCUGCUGGAGAUUCCAUUGGUAGAGUUUACAUUUACCGGGAAGAUUUUUGUUUCUCCCGUCAGCCCAUUCGAAGUGUAACUCAUUGGCAUUCAUCUGCAGUUGCUGAUCUUUGCUUCUCACCCACUGGUUCAUACCUUUACUCUGGUGGAUUUGAAUCAGUUCUGGUUCGUUGGGAUGUUUCAUUUAGUCAUAAAAAUAAUUUCUAUCCACGCCUUGGAUCACCUAUUAAAUUUAUUGUCUGUGAUAAUUUGAAUCAGAAAAUAUUAACCUGUCACGAAGAUAAUACAUUUCACUGUGUCAGUUCAACUUUCGAUACAAAUUUACCAGCAUUAGAUGGAUUAACUCUUCUACCUCCUAGUGAUUUUCUUCGAACUCCCUCCAACAUCUCAUGGGAUCCAAAAUCGAGUAGCAUUUUGUUAAAAGGUAAAUGUGGACAUCUUCAAUUUUAUUCACCCUUCAAGGAGCAACAAUUAUACCAAUUAGAUGUUGUCAAUAUGAACUAUUUACCACCCGAAGCGGAUAAAAUAAUUGUCAAUGUUGAUGUGGUUCGUUUUUGUAUCUCAAGUAACGGUGAUUGGAUUUCGACACUUGAAUAUCGGGAAGAUGGUAUCAUGAUGCCGGAAAUGAGGCUAAAAUUCUGGCAAUUCCUGGACGAUGAUUCAGAGAGAAAGUAUAAACUAAACACUUGUAUCCAUUUACCUCAUAAAAAGCCUGUUAAUUGUAUGAAAUUUUCUCGAGAUUCCAAUUUUUUGAUAACCACAAGUAAAGACACUGAAUUUAAAGUUUGGCAUUUGAUUAAGGAAGAAGGUAAAUCCGAUAAACCUGAUAAUAAACUUUACUGGAUUUGUGGACGUGUUGGUAAUUUAAAUCGAGUUCUUGUUCCAGAGGAAAUUGCAACUUCUUCUGAUUUCUCAUUAUUGGCAAUUUCUUUCGGUUGUAAUACAACAAUUUGGGAUUCAAGUGAAUUUAAUCUAGAAUUUAAAGGAACUUUUAUCCCACCCAAAGAAUCAAAUAAUUCUGUUGAUCAAAAUUUACUUUCAAUUGACUUUGGUACCGAUAGUCAAUCUCAUCUACUUGCCGAAACCCGAUCAACAUCAAUCAGAGUUUGGGAUUUGUUAACAUUAUCAGUUGUACAACUAUGGAAACCUCCAAAAAAUGCAAACAUAAAGUUCAGUUUCUUUGACGAAUCAACAAAUCGAAUAGGUUGUUACACUCGAACUGGUUGUAUCUAUAUUCUAGAUAUGGAGAAAGAAAUUGCUCGAAUUAACUUAACCCACGAAUCAGCUGAUGUCCGUUUAAUGGUCAGCGCCAUUUUCUUUCCUCUACCAAGAGUAACGGAAGAUGAAAUUUUCUCCCAUCAAGGUCUCAUCCUAAUGGAUCAAUCACAAAAAGUUUACACUCUCGGUUUAACCAUUGACGAUAUUAAUCUUAAAAAUCCAAUCGAUGAAGAUGAAGAUGCCAAGUUAUCACCUUACGCUCGAAUGUUAAAAGCGGAAACUUUCAAUAUGAAAAAAGAUGAGAAAUUAAAACAAUUAGAGGUCAACGAUUAUCUUGGACCAUCGAUCACCAGAAAGAAAUUAAUUGAAGACGUUUUUAUUAAUGUUCCCUCACAUGUACUACCAUCAGUUGAACUAUUUUGUACUUCAUUUUUAACCUCAAUGUUACAAUUAAGUUUAUCCAAUGGUAAUAUUGACAAUGAUGAGAUCGUUGAUAAUACUAAAAAUGAGGCCACUUCGAGUGACGCUGAAAGUGACACUGAAAGCAUCGCAACGGAACGAGGGAAAGAGACACAAUCAAAGGAUAACAACAAUGAGAUGGACAUUGAUGAUGAAGAUGAUAAAGAAAAAGUUGGAUUUAUAUUCAAUGAAAAUUAUGAUUGGUUAAAAUUAUAACAAUUAACCUCCAAUGUAAACACUAAAUUAAUCAAUAAUCAAUAAUUGGGUUUACCUUUUGUUUUUGUUUUUGUAAAAUCAACAUCAUAAUUUAGAUAAUCACAAAUUAAUGAAAACUAUUUUCCCUUUCAUUUGAUAAUCAAUUAAACAAAUAUAAAUUGUUAAA
Molecule: messenger RNA, 2971 nt
Organism: Panonychus citri (citrus red mite)
Lineage: Eukaryota; Metazoa; Arthropoda; Arachnida; Trombidiformes; Tetranychidae
Product: WD repeat-containing protein 75-like
Exons: 2
Coding region: 7-2805 (932 amino acids)
Biological process (GO): positive regulation of rRNA processing; positive regulation of transcription by RNA polymerase I
Cellular component (GO): nucleolus
Molecular function (GO): protein binding; RNA binding
Source: RefSeq, a predicted model, not a curated record